Haplochromis burtoni (Burton's mouthbrooder) is the source of this 3057-nucleotide messenger RNA. RefSeq names its product diencephalon/mesencephalon homeobox protein 1-B. NCBI's taxonomy places the organism in Eukaryota, Metazoa, Chordata, Actinopteri, Cichliformes, Cichlidae. Gene Ontology annotation, biological process: regulation of transcription by RNA polymerase II. The record is from RefSeq and is a predicted model, not a curated record. Gene Ontology annotation, molecular function: DNA-binding transcription factor activity, RNA polymerase II-specific; RNA polymerase II transcription regulatory region sequence-specific DNA binding. The transcript is spliced from 5 exons. Bases 218 to 1405 code for a protein of 395 amino acids.
GGCCGAUAGAUGGCAGCUCGGCAUCCUCCCUCAAGCAGAGAAGCGAGCCGGUGCACGGAGCGGACAGACCGGAAUAUUCUCAGGAUAUCUGGCUGAAUGAAAAACUGUAAUGAACUGAAUAAGAUGAUCAACCACCUGGGGAUUUUAGAGCAGAAGAUUUGAAAGGCGAAUAUUCGGCUGAGAAAUUUCUAUAAGACAGAGAGUCAGCUCGCCGGUCAUGCAGCACUACGGAGUGAACGGCUACUCUCUGCACGCCAUGAAUUCACUGAGCGCCAUGUACAACCUUCACCAGCAGGCGGCGCAGCAAGCACAGCACGCGCCUGACUACAGGCCCUCGGUGCACGCGCUCACUCUCGCGGAGAGACUGGCUGACAUUAUCCUUGAGGCCCGCUAUGGCUCCCAGCACCGAAAGCAGCGGCGCAGUCGGACAGCGUUCACCGCCCAGCAGCUGGAAGCUCUGGAGAAAACCUUCCAGAAGACGCACUACCCUGACGUGGUGAUGCGUGAACGCCUGGCCAUGUGCACCAACCUGCCCGAGGCACGUGUGCAGGUUUGGUUCAAGAACCGUCGGGCCAAGUUUCGUAAGAAGCAGCGCAGCUUGCAAAAGGAGCAGCUCCAGAAACAGAAAGAAACUCAAGGAGCUGCCGAAGGUGCUACAGAGGACUCCAAGAAUGAUCUCACUACUGCCACUACCCUGGCUCCUGAGACUCGCACUCCUCCUCCUCCCUCCUCCUCUUCAUCCUCUCACUCAGAGACAGAGAGGCAGGCAGCAGCACGGCCCCAGCCUGGCGAGAUGAGCGUGGAAGUAAACGUCACCUCCCCUGAACCAUCAGACAGCGAGUCAGCAGCAGAAGAUAAUGCUGACAGAGAGGAGGACGAAAUAAGAGGAGAGACGAGGGUGAAACUCAGGGAGGAGAUUCAGGGGGAGGGGGGACUGCCGACAGGGAGCAGCUCCCCAUCCUGUAAACGGCUGAGUCCAAGCUCAGAUUCUCCUUUGAGCUCCCCCGCCUUGCCCUCCUCCAGCAGUGUAAGCAGUGGUCUAGCGCAGAGCAACUCCUAUGCUUCGUCUCCUCUCAGUCUCUUUCGCCUGCAGGAGCAGUUUCGGCAACACAUGGCGGCCACCAACAACCUGGUGCACUACCCAUCAUUUGACAUGAGCACGCCGUCCAGUCUGCCCUACCUGGGCAUGAACGUUAACAUGCCUUCCCCACUGGGGUCGCUGCCCUGCCAGUCCUACUACCAGACCCUGUCGCAGGCUCAGCAGGUAUGGAACAACCCACUGUUGCAGGCAGCGCCGGGCAACCUCCCAGGAAGCCUCAACAGCAAGACCACCAGCAUCGAAAACCUCCGUCUGAGGGCCAAGCAGCAUGCGGCCUCGCUGGGAUUGGAUACACUCCCCAACUGAAGCUUGGCUGCUCGUUGUACGUGCUUGGCCUCUAGGUCAGGGACUACGCUACAGAAUGGAGGCCUGCCAACAGGAGGUGACCUAACAACACCUCCUCCUGACCUCUCAUGAACCAGCAAAAGAACUUUGUGUGUCCACCCAGAAUUCAGAAUUACCUCCAAAACCGCAGUAGAACCCUCUCCAGUUUAAUGUCAAGAUUAUUUGCUCUUCAGAUGUUGUAAUGAGAAUCACAAAGUCUGCCCACAUUUCAAAUUUGUGCUCAUACAAAUUAAUUGCAAAGCUGAGAUUUUUUGUUUGCUCUUUUGUCGAUUUGAAAUAAACCCAGUUUCAAAGUAUUUGUAAGUACACACCAAAAGAGCAUAAAGCAUGUUUUAGGGGCUCUCCUUUAACUGAGUGCCAGGGUUGUCAGUUCAUGUAUUGCCCUUAUCCUCAACACCAUCAUUUGAGCAUGCGGCUCACUGCUGGGAGCACAAAGAACAUCUCUGCUGGAUAGACCGAAGAGAAAAUAAGAUUAUGACAAGAACUCAACGGACUUAAUGAAAAUCCCACCUGGACUGAAGCUGUGACUGAACAGCACUGUUUAGCACUUGCUUGCAUUUGACACCACCUGGUCAAUAGAAUCAGGAAGUUCUAAUGCCAGCUGUUCACUAUGAUUUAAGCUUCUUCUAUAAAGUCACUGCAGGAAGGCUUGAACUCCAGAGCUGUCAGUCUCAUUCCAGGACAGAUAUGAAAGAUAUAUAUAUAAAAAAAUCUUAUAAUCCUACAAGAACUCGAACUAUGCAUGCUUGUACCCCACUGAAGCAUGGCUUAUAGCCACAUGACAUAGUUGACAUGGCAUUGGCAGCAGGGUAAAGUUCUGAUAUCAAAUUGGUUACUAUAAUCUCACAACCAAAUACAUUUUUCUUGAUAGAUGACUUUCACAGUCAGAGCUUUCAGGUCAGCUUUCAAGAAUCCAUUGAGCAUUGUAAAUAUCCUUCAGUAUUUGUCCACCUUCCUGAGUAAGGAAUACCUCCAUGUCUCUUCUUUUUAAAGGAUUUAACAGGAAGUAGCCCAUGUAUUUUCCAGUUUUGGCUUUAAGCAAAGGACCUAACAGAGAAAAUGAAGCAAAGAGGAGAAUCUGCAGAUGAGGCACAGUUAAAAAUAAUUUCGCACCGCCAACAUUUAUUUUUGUCAGACUGAACUCACCACUUUUCCUGAGCCGGCGGCUUCAGCAGAAAAAUGCACAGGCCAGUUCUCUAUGUAUUAUAUGACUGUACAUUGAAAACAUGUAUUUCUCAUUUGUUUUAAAUGUGAGUAAUUUAUCUGUUCAAUGCAAGGGAAUAAAUCAAAACAUAAGAAUGACUUAUGUUCACAGCAUGAAAAUGUCUGUCUGUAUUUUUUCAUUAACACUUUCAAACCAGCUAUUUAUUAGGUAAUUAAGUAUUUAUUAAGAAAAUGUGACAUUGAGAAAAAAUCAAUUUCUUCAUAAAAUACAUGAUAAAACUCUUGUGGGAUGAGUUGACAGAAGUUAGCCAAAAGGUGAGUCUGAAGAAGACCAGGAAAGCCAUUUACUUUCUAACCAGGAUAUUGAACCAGUUACCAUGCCCUCUCAGACGUUACUUUCCAAUGAGAAUAAGUUGGCAACAAAACAAGGGUGGGCUUGGAUUCGAUUG